Messenger RNA from Phalaenopsis equestris, 1908 nucleotides. RefSeq names its product NAC domain-containing protein 16-like. Lineage: Eukaryota; Viridiplantae; Streptophyta; Magnoliopsida; Asparagales; Orchidaceae. Gene Ontology annotation, biological process: regulation of DNA-templated transcription. The record is from RefSeq and is a predicted model, not a curated record. Bases 157 to 1827 code for a protein of 556 amino acids. Gene Ontology annotation, molecular function: DNA binding. The transcript is spliced from 6 exons.
GGGUGUUUUCCCUCAUCUCGUCUCCCCAGUGCUUCCCAGCUGAGACUUGCCCUCUGCUCGGAUAGAAGCUCGAGAGAGCUCGGAUAGAAUGUGAGAGACUAGAUUUCUCCUUCGCCAACCAGUCAAAAUCUUCACUCUCUGAUUUUCCUCUUCAUAAUGGACGAAGCCUUCUGCUCCAAAGCUCGGCCCAAGCAGCCUCCCCCGCAGCCUGUUGAGGCUUCUACACAGCUCGCCCCAGGAUUUCGCUUCCAUCCUACCGACGAGGAGCUGGUGAGCUAUUAUCUGAAGCGGAAGGUUUCUGGCAAGCCGAUCCGGGUUGACGCGAUUUCUGAGAUCGAUCUUUACAAGGCUGAGCCUUGGGACCUCCCACCUCUGUCGCGCCUGCGAAGCCGCGACUUGGAAUGGUACUUCUUUACCUCACUCGAUCGCAAGUAUUCUAAUCGUUGCCGUACCAACCGCGCCACUAUAGAGGGGUUUUGGAAGACGACCGGUAAAGAUCGGCCAAUCCAACGACGGUCUCGGACCAUCGGCAUGAAGAAAACCCUAGUAUAUCAUGCAGGUCGGGCACCGCAUGGUCAGCGGACCAAUUGGGUUAUGCAUGAGUAUCGGUUAGAAGAUGAGGAUCUUACCCGCUCUGGGAUUCCGCAGGAUGGCUACGUUGUGUGUCGCAUAUUCCAGAAGAAUGGGCCCGGGCCACAGAAUGGAGCCCAAUAUGGUGCGCCGUUUAUAGAAGAAGAAUGGGAGAUGGAAGAAGAAGAAGAUGCCAAACGUGUGCCCGUUGAUGUGGACCGAGACUAUGCACUAGUGGAUCAUGCUGGUCAGGAUUUUGUUGAGUUGGAAGAUUUUUUCCAGAAUCCAGACUCUGGCUAUCAAAAUUUGGAUGCUUUCCCUUCUGAAUCAAGGUCUGCUGAGCAUCAGUUUGGUAGCCGAACAGAAGAUUCAUCUAUCUUCGUGGAUGAAAUUUUGAAAACCCUGGAUUCUUUAGAUGAUAGGAUUCCGGGUGCAGAUUGUUCUGCUCCACAGUUUAUCAAUACUCCUCUUAACAGGCUUGGAGAAAUGGAAGGCCGUGAAGAUCAGUCAAUUUUUGCUUCUUUACAGAGUAAUGGAUACAUGCAGUUAGAAGAUAUUUUUGUAGAGGGUAACCCAAAUCCUAGCUCCGACGCAUGCUCAAAUUAUUGUUUAUGGGAUACAGGUAAUAAUAAUAACUCCGUGGUGAAUGACAUUAGCCCUUCAAAAAGCUUAUUUCGAAAGCCUGCUGAAGAGGAGUCGUGUUAUACUAAUUGCUCUACUAGCAUGGAUCAACUACAGUUAAGCCAAACUGUUCAGCAUGAUAUGUUUCCACAAUCUUUGGAUCCUUCGGAUACCGUGCUUUGGGAAUAUCCUUCGGGUCAAUUAGCAGAGGAUAAUUCAAUAUUUUAUGACGCACUCAACCAUGAACUUGCUUAUUCAGAAGGUGGUUUUGCGUUAGAAACUUCUUUGGCGCCUUUGGCGGACUUUGAGUUGUCCGAGGAUUUAAUGGCUUACUAUGAUGCUUCAGAUGAUAACCUAAUUUACGGUUCUCCAAACCUGCUCUCUUCAAAGUUCGAGCAGGCUAAUUCUCUUGAAUGCAUUGAGCCAAAUGAUUCUCUUGAGGUUGUUGGAAGCACCAAUUCAUCUUAUAAGGAAGUUCUUCAUGAAAAGUUAGUACUGCAGAGUUCAUCGGGGAAGCCACAAACUGGUGAUGGUUUUUCAAGUGGAUUGAAUGGUAAUCUAACUGAUGCCAAACUUAAAGAUCCUCAGGAUAAAACAUUAACAAAACGUCUUGCCUUGGGAAUAUGCCAAACUUAAAGAUCCUCAGGAUAAAACAUUAACAAAACGUCUUGCCAGUAUGCUGAAUUCAAUUUCAGCUCCUCCUGCUUUUGCCGAUGA